Molecule: messenger RNA, 1614 nt
Organism: Haliotis rufescens (red abalone)
Lineage: Eukaryota; Metazoa; Mollusca; Gastropoda; Lepetellida; Haliotidae
Product: E3 ubiquitin-protein ligase TRIM56-like
Exons: 3
Coding region: 62-1210 (382 amino acids)
Biological process (GO): positive regulation of DNA-templated transcription
Cellular component (GO): chromatin; nucleoplasm
Molecular function (GO): ubiquitin-protein transferase activity; zinc ion binding
Source: RefSeq, a predicted model, not a curated record
ACCAGGAAGUGAAAAACAGUCUACCCCGGGUGCUCGUCCAAGUUGCGGUAUCUGUAAAGAAAUGGCCACCGCAAAGAAAUUGACGGACAACCAUCUGAGCUGUGUCAUCUGUACAGGGGUGUUCACAGACCCUGCCACACUUCAGUGUAAUCACACUUUCUGUAAGUCCUGUCUUCUGAAAUACACCAAAACACAGCCUGAAGCAAUUCAAGCCAAGUCUAUUCCAUGUCCCUCCUGUAGACAACUGACAAAGGUGGCCAACCCUGACAGUCCAGUAGUGGAGUGGGUCAGUCAGCUGAAACCAAGUCAUGUGAUACAGGGGCUGAUGGACGACUUUGGGGAAUCGUCAGAUACCUGUAGCGUGUGCAAAGAAGAUGGGGAGACAACUCCAGGCACUGUGUGGUGCACCAUUUGUGACGAUGUCUUUUGUGAUGGAUGUCUCAAGUUACACAAGAAGAUGCCGCUGUCACGUGACCAUGAAGUGAUUGACUUACGUAUCCAUAGUAACAGGAAACCAAAGGUACAGCGCUUUAUGUGCAGAAUUCACAAAGAUGAAAAGAUAAAACUGUUUUGUAAAGAUUGCAGGAUGGCAAUUUGUACUGUAUGCUGCAGUAUCAAACACAGGAAGUGUGAUGAUGUUGAAACCAUAGAUACAAUGACGUCUCUUGUAAAAGAAAGUCUGAUAACUGAAACUAGAAACCAAGAGAAAAAAAUUGAAACUUACACUGAUAAUAUUUCUUCAACAAAUUCGAAAAUUGAAAAGCUAUCGACGAACGCACAGGAGAUGAAAGACCAAGUUCAGAAAGUACGCAUGGCAGCUGUAGAUGUUCUUCUGAGAAAAGAAAAGAAACUGCUGGACCGUAUCGACCAACUCACUGAGACACGUGUAGAAGAAUUGAAAGGCUACAUAAUGUCCCAGGAGAUUGACCUCCAGAUACAUCAGCAGCGGCAUGGGUUCAUAGACAAAGCCGUGACGUCACACUGUGUAGCAGACAUGUAUGAUAUAUAUGAGACUAUGACCGUAGCACCCAGAGAUAAGGACACAAGUGAGGACAAGAGACCAAUACCAUCCACCAUUGUCUUCACACAUGACACAGAUAAACUGAGGAGAUCUGUAGAUGAGGUGCAGCUGGGGGAGGUCAAGGUUGUCCAAGGCGACUUGCUAAGGUGGGCGAAGCUCAUGCAGCUCUGCCAGACACACUACAAAUAGCUUUCAUCAACUUUAACCCUGAACCUUCUUACUGUAACAUGUGAAAGUAUCCGCCUUUGUGAAGGAUUGACUGAAAUAGAGCCACACAUACGCUGUAUACAAGACCUAACUGAUUGCAAAUCUCCAAACUGCUUGUAAAUCUGUGCUGAAUGAACCGGACAUGGGAGUGAAAUACUUUUGGGGACAACGACUGUGUGUUUCACGUGUGUUUUUAGAUGGGUUGAGAACACACAGGGAGUGGUGGACAGGUACACUUGCAUCUGAUUGUUUCAACAUCGCUUCACACGAUCCCUACACAUGACUCCUGCGAUAGGACCGGUUCCGUGGUCUAGUGGUAGAGUGACCGCCCGGAGAGCGGAAGGUCCGGGAUUCGAUCCCCGGCCGCGUUAUACCAAACGACGUUA